Molecule: messenger RNA, 706 nt
Organism: Nematostella vectensis (starlet sea anemone)
Lineage: Eukaryota; Metazoa; Cnidaria; Anthozoa; Actiniaria; Edwardsiidae
Product: 60S ribosomal protein L9
Exons: 5
Coding region: 95-664 (189 amino acids)
Biological process (GO): cytoplasmic translation
Cellular component (GO): cytosolic large ribosomal subunit; ribosome
Molecular function (GO): structural constituent of ribosome; rRNA binding
Source: RefSeq, a predicted model, not a curated record
AAUUACUUGCUAGCAAUGUUGAAGCUUGGGUACUAGUGACCGCGCGAGGCCUCGGUCGUUCUCUCACCGCCAUCUUCGCUUUAAGGCUUCAGCCAUGAAGACCAUUUUGGCCUCCGAAACGGUCACAAUACCGGAUAAUGUGGAAGUCAAGGUGAAAAGCCGUGUGGUAACAGUCACUGGUCCUCGGGGAACCCUGAAAAGAAACUUCCGCCACUUGAGGCUUGAGUUGACCAAAGUUGGCAAGGACAAAGUUCGCGUUGAUGUGUGGUUUGCCAGCCGCAAGGAGCUGGCGUGUGUGAAGACUAUCAUCACCCACAUUGAAAACAUGAUAAAGGGUGUCAUUUACGGGUACAGAUAUAAGAUGCGUGCUGUAUAUGCCCAUUUCCCCAUCAACAUUGCCAUCCAGGAGAAUGGAACCCUUGUAGAGGUCCGUAACUUCUUGGGUGAAAAGUAUGUCCGCAGAGUGCGCAUGCGUCCAGGUGUGAUUUGCAACAACCAGACUGGUACAAAGGAUGAGAUCAUCAUUGAGGGAAAUGACAUUGAACUCGUAUCCAACUCAGCUGCACUCAUCCAGCAGUCUACCAAGGUAAAGAACAAGGAUAUCCGAAAGUUCUUGGAUGGUGUUUAUGUAUCAGAGAAGACCACCAUUGUACCAAUGGACUAAGUUGUGUUGCCACAUGUCUAAUAAAAUUGAAUACCAGAAGUG